Messenger RNA from Macrosteles quadrilineatus (aster leafhopper), 5106 nucleotides. RefSeq names its product erbin-like. Lineage: Eukaryota; Metazoa; Arthropoda; Insecta; Hemiptera; Cicadellidae. Gene Ontology annotation, cellular component: postsynaptic membrane; postsynaptic density; adherens junction. Gene Ontology annotation, biological process: neurotransmitter receptor transport, endosome to postsynaptic membrane; neurotransmitter receptor transport postsynaptic membrane to endosome. The transcript is spliced from 14 exons. Gene Ontology annotation, molecular function: protein binding. The record is from RefSeq and is a predicted model, not a curated record. The coding region runs from base 253 to 2844 and encodes 863 amino acids.
UCCUAUCAAACACGACAUGGCCAUCUCCUUGACCUACCUAGAUGCCGACUAGCCUGGACUCAAAAGGGCUACCCCUACUACACAAGUAAGCUGUUGAUGAUGAUGUCUCCGUGAUUGCAGCCCACGGGAGAUGUUCACAAUUUAUUUUCUGCAAUCACCUAUUCAACUGUAUUUAAGCUGCAAUCACCAGGAAUUUUCUCCUUAGGGGUGGGGGCCGCUCGAUUAAUUGGACCUAGGGCCGCAGGGUUCAGUAUGCCACUGUCGUGCUUUUCGUGGUGUCAGUCAACUGAAGAAAAGGCAAUUCGGGAAAUUGAUUUAUCAAAUUCUGCUCUUCAUGAUGUCCCACCCUCAAUUUUUCUUCAUGAACGUACUCUUGAUACUCUCCAUCUGAGUUCUAAUAGGAUUCGCGACCUUCCAUUGCCUCUAUUUUACUGCCAGAGUAUUCAAUAUUUGAAUCUCAGCGACAAUGACAUCGCUCACUUACCAACUGCCAUAGGAUCUCUUGUUCACCUGAAAAAUCUAGAUCUGAGUAGAAAUUGUAUAGAGCAAGUCAAUGAAGCCAUAAAAGGAUGUAAGAAGUUAAGUUCUCUAAAUCUUAGCAUGAAUCCGCUGAGACAGUUUCCUGAACCUGUUACUCAGCUGAUUUCAUUGGAGGAGUUAUAUCUUAAUGACACAACGCUAGACUAUCUUCCUGCCAACGUCGGGAGACUGGUGAAGCUACGAAUACUUGAACUACGAGAUAACAGACUGUCCACCCUACCUCGCGCUAUUGCUAGGUUUACUAGAUUGCUUAGGCUUGAUAUAGGCCAGAAUGAUUUCACCUAUCUGCCAGAGGUGGUGGGAGAGCUAACUGAGUUACAUGAGUUAUGGCUUGAUCUCAAUGGAAUGGUUGAAGUUCCUAUGUUUAUAAGACAUCUGAAGAAGUUAAAUCAUCUAGACAUUAGCGAAAAUGUUUUUGAAGAUGUUCCUGAGGGGAUCGGUGAAUGUUCGCAGUUGACUGAACUAACUCUGACGUCAAACGACAUACGAGGCUUGCCAGCCGCAAUUGGGAAGAUUAAAAAUCUAGUUACAAUGAAGCUCGAUCUUAAUGAUAUUCACAUGCUGCCAAAUUCCAUUGGGGAACUAGCAUGUUUGGAAGAACUCUACUUAUCCGCCAACAAACUAGAGACCUUGCCCACAUCCAUAGGACUGCUGCGCAAUCUAAUCUGUCUUGAGCUGGACUCAAACCGCAUCAGCUACCUGCCUCCUGAACUAGGGAGCUGCAUCAGCCUCAGGAUACUCACAAUUCAAAACAACCUUUUGAGGUACAUUCCGGCAGAGAUAGGCAACUUGACUAACCUGACUGUACUAAGCCUAACCAACAACAAGUUGCGAAGUCUGCCUAUGUCUGUACUCAAGUUGAGACGACUCAAGGCUCUAUGGUUAGUCUACAACCAGAGCAAGCCUCUGACUCCGUUAGUCAAGGAGUACGACCCCAAGUCUCACUCCAUGGUGCUCACCUGCUACCUGCUGCCUCAAACUGACUAUCUGCAAGACUCCUUCACGUAUGUUCCUGGCGAUGAAACGCCUGGCAGAGCUCAGAAGCAGAGGAGCCUCGACAGACCAAAGAUAAGGUUUUCUAUAAGUACAACUCAGGAGAGGCAAAGUGUGUUGAUGAGAGCUCCAACUCCUUAUCCCAGGAAACUUAGAGAACUGGCUAAAUUUGCACGAGCUAUAACAUCACAAACAAAUAAUUCACAGCUUGAACAACAAGGAGAAGUUCAAGUAUUAAAUGCCAAUGGUACCAACCCAUUAGUGGAUCAAGUUCGGACUGCUGUCAAGAAACAAACUCCUUCAGUGGCUAAUAGUUCUGUAACGAAUGACUUACCCAGAGGUUCAGAAAUUCCAGCACAAAGGCGUCAUCACCCGCCGCCAUACCACAUAGCCAAGACCUUCUCCAAACAAGCAAGCCUCUUCCAGAACGACAGCUCAUUUCACAAAGAAGAAAGAAGGACAGAUCUUGACAGUGAAGCUCUGUCCACUCUAAAAGACGAGUUACUACAAAGUCUGCCUCCCAACGACUGCCAGAUGUCACAGUCUGAACAGUCAGGAAGUGUAGAACUGAUCUACCCUCCGGCCAACGAAACCAGCAGCGACCGAGUGUGUUCUGUGGCGAUGAGUGACGUCGACAGUGCGUUUGUGGACAAUGUCGACUCUAAUUACAGAACAUUAGAAGUAAGCAGAUCUGUGAACCACACUCCAGGGCCGUGUCAGUACGUGAGUGACGGGACAUACUCGGCAUACCCGGGAAUAGUCAUUACGGAAAGUCCGUCCAACGAUCUACCUUCGGAAAACAAUGAUUUACAAUAUGACUUCAGCAACUACCCCAUUUCAAAAGUGAGUAGUUGGUUGAUAUCAAAAACCAAAAGUCCGGUGAACACUGAAAGCGGCUGCGAGUUUAUAAAUAUGUACCCGUGUGAAAACCGUGAAAAUGAUAGCAACCAAGUUCAAGGUCCGAGUUCGUCUAUGGCUGUGAUCAAUAAGAAGCAGGAAGAAUGUCCUCUGUCACCAGACGUCGUAAGGCCUGCCAAGCCUUGGCUGUUUGGAGUUCAUAAGAAUCCCAAAGUUGUAGAGGUAGUAAUCAACAAAACUGGACCAGACUUGGGAUUCGAGAUCUCAGCUUCAUAUGCUGGUGUUUUCAUAAAAAAUGUUUCGCCACACUUGAUGGAUAAAUUGAAGGAGGGGGACAAGAUUCUUCAGGUAGAGGGUCCUGAGGUGAAUGAUGCCAGCAACAUCCUACAAAUUUUAAAUGCCCUUAAAGGUAUGGUCGGUCCAUUCUCCAUGAUGAUCUCACGUCAAACGUAACUCGGUUAGUCUUCUAGUCUCAACUAUUUUAACAAAUGACCAAAGUAUUAAUUUUUGACAUAGUGUUUUUUUUUUUGUUGAAACUGACAUAUUGAGAUAUGUCUGUGUAGUUUUGUUGGUCAGUAAGACUUUGUUUUAAAUUUAUUAAUUUUUUAAUCUCUAGUUUGUAUUAUUUGUUUACAUGUUUUUGUAAACACUAACAGUAUUUGUCAUUAAUGUUGUAAGAAAAAUAAUUUGAUUUAACAUCAAUAUAGUCCAUAAUAGUUUAUUCAGUACUUGUUAGGGAUGGAUCUCUAAGUUUAGUUUGGAUUUGAUUUAAAUUUCUGUGAUAAAAGAAAAGAUAAAAGGUAUAAUUUUAUUUUAAACACUAUUACAGAUCUACGUUUUAGAAAGUAAUGGUUUUAUGAGGUAAAGGCUGAACAUUCGUUAAACCUAAAAAAGGUGACGUUGAUGCAAGUAAUAAGAAGUAAGUUUUGUUUAACUUUUCUUGUCAAUUAACUUAGUUUUAACCUUUUCUGUUUAGAAAAUUUAAAAGAUUUUCUAUCAUAUGAAUAGGUGUGUAUUUUUAUCUAAUUUUAGGCUUUCAUUUUUAUUUUAUUUUAAUCCAAAACCUUAAGCAUUUUAAAAAUUUCUCAGUCAUAUUGACUUUUAUGAUGGCCAAAAAAAUAGUUCAUAAUUUGUAUUCCAUCCAACUGGUGUUCCUCCAUUGUAUUUGUCCAGAUCCAGAAUCUAGGCUAAUUUUAUUCUAAACUGUUUAGUGUUUAGUGAUAUACAUUUAUAUAGUGCUUUUAAAAAUAUUUUUCAAACAACAUCUUACUAAUUUGAGGUCACAAUAAAAUGUGAGGGAAUCUUAGCAGUAUUUUUGUUUUGUUAUAUAUUUUGUUGUUUUGUAGUUAAAAGGUACUUAUUUGUAAGUAAUUUAUUUUUGUGAAUACAUAUUUUUUAAUACAAUUUUUUUUUAAGUGCCAGGGUGCAUUUAGUACUUGUUAAAUAGUUUGAAUUCUGUACAUAUUAUUAUGUAAUUGUAUUAACAUUUUAGCUAAUUCAUUCCUUCUAAGUAUUAGGGGACUCAACCCUGUUGUAAGAUAGCUUUAUUUAGAUGACCAGUUUUGAGAUCUAAGUCUAUGUUGUAUUACCCCAAGUGGAGGUUUUCAGUUCUCUUGAGGUAUUACUUGGUGAGUGUCUCUUGAGGAGAUAGAAGUUAAUAUGUUCUCUCUAAAUUCAUUAUGUGUAAAAAAAGCCCUCACAGUGACUGUUACUAAAAGUAGCAGCUCUAUGUUGGCUGAUAAAAGAGUACUUAUUCAACAAUUUGAAAACUAAUUGUUCUGAAAGUUAAGGUUUAUUUGUCUUAUAUUGAUUAUGUUUUAAAAUUUAAUAACCCCAACUAUAAUACAACCAACCAAUAAUGUUGAAGACAUAGAUUGUUUGUAUACAUUGGUAUAUUUUUGAAAUAUUUAACUAAACUUUACUUUAUCCAGCAUGGACUCAAUUAACUUGACAAUUUGAUGAUAUAUUUAGUCAGGAUCACUUCCUGUUAAUUACAAAACCAACAUUGGUAAAUAGAUUUUGUAAAAAUUUGAAAGUUUGAAUUUUUUGUCGGUAUAUUUUAAUUCAAACAACCUCUUUUAUAAAUAAAUACAAUUUUAUAUUCUAUUGCCAGGAGAAACUAUCCAAACAACCUUGUUUUGUUUAUUGUAACUUCAGAAAAGACAAUUGUUAAAUUUAAAUCUAAAAUAAUGCUGGACAUACAUUUUAAAGAUGGGUUAUUGAUUUUAGUUUAAUGCGUAGACAAUGUUUUUAGUUUGAUUAAUAAAAGUUAUGUCUGAAAACUAACAGUAUUAGAUAGUAUAUAAUAUGACUACAAAACGUCGUUAUGUUCACCUUUUUAACAAAAUGACUAGUAUUUAAAACAUAAGUGUGCUUUGACUAAUAGUAUUAUUUUUUAUGUAUAGUCAAGUUUAGUUUGUAAUCCCUAGAGUUUUUACAUUCUGUUGACUAAUGUAACUUUCUUUUUUAUGUGUCUUAAUUUCUAUCAAAACAGUUUUUAUUUUCAUUGUUUUUCAUGUUCUUUGUUUAAAUUAAAAACCUUAAAAGUUGUUCUAUUGUUUAAACAAAUUAAAAAAGUUGUAUUAAGUUCCAAUAGAUAUACCUACUGGUUGUGACUAAAUUUAGAUUGGUUGUGAUUUAUAGAUAUUUUGGUUUCAUAUUUUGAAUUAUUACUAAGAAGAAGAAACAAUUUUAUUUUACAAUAAAAACUUAAAA